UAUUUCGUGACGAAAUAACAAAGAUUACUUGGAUUUAAGCUAAUUAUAUACAUUAACAUUUUGAAUGUUGAAAGUGGCACCAAAGAAUUGUGAGGCAAAGUUGUUCGAACUAGAGAAAGACAUUUGCUGGUGAAGUGACUGGGUGGGGCAAACAUCAAGAUCAACUUGUUCGACGGUAGACAGUGGUUGUCUAGGCUGCAUUUCGGCCAUAGUUUCGGUGCGUGAAGGCGAACAAGAGGAAUCUGUUGGAUUGUUACAUUUACUGGACUGAGCAAGAAUGAACACUUUUGCUGCUGUUCAACAGAUAUGUUGGAAUAAUUGGUUAUGGACUGGACAUUUUUGUGCCCUGUUAUGGCCAUGGUUUCAGUGGGUGGAAUGUUUGCAUUUCGAAGUUUUUGGACCAGGAAUUUACCUCAUAUAAAUUCUAUGAAUUUGCUUGUUUCAGAUUGUGUUUGAUCAUAAUGACAUGAUAAUGGACGUUGUCGCCAGAUGGCCAGGAAGUACCCACGAUAGCAGGAUCCUUAGAGGAAGUGGGCUGUGGCAAGUUUUCGAUAGAAACCUGCUUCCACAGAAUGACCACUUCCUUCUGAGCGAUAGUGGGUAUCCCUGCAAAUGCUGGCUGUUGACGCCUUAUGUGAGACCAGCUAAUAACGCUCAGGAAGCGUAUAACAGGGCACACAAGUUGACAAGGAGCAAGGUUGAACGGGGCAUAGGACAGCUGAAACGCAGAUGGGGAAUUCUGCAUGGAGAAGUUAGACUUGCUCCAGAAAAAACGUGCAAGGUGAUCAUUGCAUGUGCAGUUUUGCACAACAUCUGCAAGCUGCAUGGUGUUCCAGAUGUUGAUGAUCUGCCGGAAGAUCCUGUGCGCAAUGACGGGAUUCAUGUUGGUCCAGAAGAUGGACUUCGCUUCCGUGAUAUUAUAUGCGAACAGUAUUUUAGAUUGUAAAUUACGGGGGAUAUAGACAAAACAAUUCUUAAAAAUGUGUGUUCAUUUACAUCUAAUAAAGACAAAACAAGUCUUAAAAAUGUGUGUUCAUUUACAUCUGAUAAAGACAAAACAAGUCUUAAAAAUGUGUGUUCAUUUACAUCUGAUAAAAACAAAACAAGUCUUAAAAAUGUGUGUUCAUUUAC
Messenger RNA from Dreissena polymorpha, 1131 nucleotides. Its product is annotated as putative nuclease HARBI1. NCBI's taxonomy places the organism in Eukaryota, Metazoa, Mollusca, Bivalvia, Myida, Dreissenidae. The record is from RefSeq and is a predicted model, not a curated record. The transcript has 3 exons. The coding region runs from base 467 to 946 and encodes 159 amino acids.